This is a messenger RNA of Anoplopoma fimbria (sablefish), 17160 nucleotides long. RefSeq names its product obscurin, cytoskeletal calmodulin and titin-interacting RhoGEF a (gene obscna). The transcript has 78 exons. The record is from RefSeq and is a predicted model, not a curated record. Bases 1 to 17160 code for a protein of 5719 amino acids. Gene Ontology annotation, molecular function: ATP binding; guanyl-nucleotide exchange factor activity; protein binding. NCBI's taxonomy places the organism in Eukaryota, Metazoa, Chordata, Actinopteri, Perciformes, Anoplopomatidae. Gene Ontology annotation, biological process: protein phosphorylation.
AUGGGAGACAAUAUACCGGGAGGAAUAGUAGCUGCUGCAAAGAACCGUCUGCAGGUGGUGAAGGGCUUGGAGGAUGUGGAGGUGUCUGAGUGUGAGAGCUGCUCCUUUGAAGUGACCCUCAACCUGGCCUAUAUUGAGGGUCUGUGGACCAGAGAUGGGUUACCGAUCAAGUCCAAGCCCACCUGUCGCAUCAGCACGCAUGGGAAGAAACACUCGCUCCUACUGAACAGGGUGGCUUUGGGAGACGCAGGCCUGUUCUCUUUUCAGGCCAACGGCGUUCAGACCUCCGGCCAACUCAGUGUCACAGCUAGGGACAUCCACAUAGUGAAGGAGCUGGAGGAUGUUGACACGAUGGAGCGUCAACCCGUGAACUUCCUGUGUGAGGUCAACCAGGUGGAUUUGGAUGGUCGGUGGUACAGAGAUGACUGCCGCAUUCGACCUGGAGACAAUAUCAAGAUCAGACAACAGGGUAAAACUCACAGCCUGUUCUUCAAGUCAGUCAGACCAGAGCAUGCUGGAGAGAUCAGAUUCACUGCAGAGCGUGUCUCAUCCUACGCAACUCUCACAGUGAAAGAGCUCCCGGUACAAAUAGUGCGUCAUCUAAGGGUCAAGAUAGCUAUGUAUCACCACCGGGGUCUACUGGAGUGCCAGGUGUCCCGCCCUAAUGCUCAGGUCAAGUGGUACAAGAACAGGAGGGAGCUCCAGCCCAGUAAGAAGUACCAACUGAUCAGCCAAGAUGUCUACAGGCAGCUGACUAUCGAUAACGUCUGCUCUUCAGACGAAGACACCUACACCUGUGAUGCAGGAGAUGACAACACCUCUUGUCAGCUUCUGGUGGAGGAGCAGGCUAUCAGAAUAGUGCGAGGGAUGAGCUCAAUGGAGGUGACGGAGCCAGAGCCAGCGCUGUUCCAGGUGGAGACCAGCCUGAAAUCAGGGAGGCCUCCUCGGUGGACCCUGAACGGUGAGGUCCUGGAGCCUUGUGCAGCGGUGGACAUCAACAGGGAGGGAACCCUCCACAGCCUCUGUGUCACCUCCACAGACAGCUCCAUGUCUGGACCCGUGGUCUUUAUAGCGGGCAAAAGUCGUUCCACUGCUCAGCUUACUGUCAAAGAGCGACCUCUUCAGGUUGCCCGCCCCUUGGACGAUGUUCAGGCGAAGGAGAACAGCUCUGUGACUCUGAGCUGUGCGUUUGCCCCAUCUCCCCGGAUGGUGCGGUGGUUUAAAGGUCGUACGGCUCUGAAGACCUCCAACAAGUACAGCAUGAAAAGGGAGGGGAAACGAGCACAGCUGACCAUUCAUGGCUUGACAGGGAUGGAUGCAGGGCAGUACCGCUGCAUGGCUGGGGGUUCACAGAGCACAGCACAUGUUAAGGUAGAAGUGCGAACGCUGAAAUUGGUUAAAAACCUUGAGCCAAAGGAAGUAGAGGAGGACAGCCUUGCCACAUUUUCAUGUGAGCUCAACUAUGUGGUUGCCAACGUGGAGUGGCUGCUCAACAAUGUUCGCCUCUAUUGCAACGCCCUCUACAGGAUCCAGCACAUGGGCACGAUGCACAGCCUCACAUUCAAGAAGCUGCGGCCACAGCAGAGCAGGGUCACCUUCAAAACAGGACUUCUCUCUGAGACAACCACUUUAAAUGUCAAAGAGCGCCCAGCGGUGUUCCUGAGGUCUCUGGAGGAUGCGGUAGGAGAAGAGCAAGGGGAUGUCUGCCUGCAGUGUGAAAUUUCCAAGGAGACGGUGACCCCUGUAUGGAGGAAGGAUGGUAUGGUCCUGACCGCUGAUGAUAAACAUGAGUUACUCCAGUUUGGGAAGUCCAUGGCACUGAUCGUCCAUUCCCUGAGCAAGGACGACGCUGGACAGUACACCUGUGACCUGGGCACCAGCCAGACGAAGGCCAAAGUUACUGUACAUGACUUACACAUCACUAUUGUUCAACGUAUGAAGACAACAUCUGUUCUGGAAGGCGAAAGCUGCACUUUUGAUUGUCAGCUCUCUCAUGACGUCGACGAUGAGCCUUCUUGGAUCAUCAAUGGCCAGGCGGUGGUCUCCAAUAGCCGUAUCCAGGUGAUCAACAAUGGCCGUAGCUAUAAGAUGACCAUCAGAGAUGUUGUACUGACCGAUGCUGGAGACGUGGUCUUCACGAUUAAAGACCUAAGCUGUAGGACCAUGCUCUUUGUUAAAGAGAAGCAAGUGCACAUCUUCAGGGAGCUAUUGAAUGUCAAGGCCGUCCCAGGCGAGGACGCGGAGCUGAGCUGUGAGAUCACCAAACCGGAAGUCACCAUUCGUUGGCUGAAAAAUGGCCACUUGAUCAGGCAGAGCCCCAAGUAUGAGAUGAGUGUGGAGAAGAACCUGGCCCGAUUGGUCAUCAAAAACACCACCAUCAGAGACUCUGGAGAUUACUGCUGUGAGGCCGAUGGCAUUGCCUCACAUGCCAAGCUCGAUAUCAGAGAACUCCAGCACACAUUUGCCAUCGAGUUAAGGGACACACGAGCAGAGGAAAAGGGUAAAGUGACCCUGGAAUGUGAGACCAGGCGUCCAGCCAAGCGGGUGACCUGGCUGAAGGGCAUGGUGGAGCUGAGGUCCGGUAGGAAGUAUGUCAUCAGGCAGAAGGGCGUGGUGCUGUCCCUGACCAUCACCUGUCUGGACAAUUCGGACACAGAUGUUUACACGUGCAAUGUCGGUACCAUGCAGAGCCGAGCCCAGCUGACUGUGCAUGGUGAGAAGGUGUUGAUCCUGGAUGAAUUAGAGGAUGUUGAAUGUUUAGAAGGCGACACUGUCACAUUCAGGUGUCGAAUUUGUCCCAGUGACUACAUCGGGGUCAAGUGGUAUCUGGACGAGACUCUGCUGUACACCAAUGAGCUUAAUGAGAUCCAGAUGGUACCCGGAGGCUACCACACCCUCACAUUUAGACAGCUUGCUCGCAAAGACACCGGCACCAUCUCGUUUGCAGCAGGGGACAAAAGAUCGUAUGCCUCACUGUUGGUUAGAGAGAGGCGUCCUACCAUCAUUAAAGCACUGGAAGACUGUGAGGCUUUUGAAGGAGGUGGUUUGGUUUUGUCUUGUGUGGCCUCCAAGCCAUGCCACACCCUGUGGUACAAAGAUGGCUGCCUGAUGUGGAACUCAUCAAGGUAUUUUGCCAGUCGUUCCGGCUGCGAGGCCCGGCUGACAAUUCGGGAGGUCUGUAACAACGAUGCCGGAGUGUACGAGUGCAGUGCUGGAUCUGUUACAACUAGGGCCGUUGUAACUGUCAAAGCCAUCCCAGCAGAGUUCACCGAGUCUUUAAAGUCUUUGGAGGCCAAAGAGGGGGAGACCGUGACCCUGACCUGUGAAUACUCCCUACCUGGGGUCCAGGUCCACUGGAGGAGAGGUUUUGAAAGUAUCAGGUCUGGAGACAAGUACCUGAUGAAACAGAGGAAGACGAUCAAUUCCCUGACCAUAAAAGCCCUGAAGCCUGAGGACUCAGGAGAAUACACAUCUAUUCCCAUCACAUUCAUACAGCAAUUAAAGAACAUGCAAGCAGAGGAGGGAAGCAAUGUCCAACUGCGCUGUGAGCUGUCUAAACCUGGAAUACCAGUGGAGUGGAGUAAGGGACAUGAGCUGCUGAAGAAUGGAGUUAAAUACCAGAUAAGGAAAAGGGAGACCACCCUUGAGCUUCUGAUCUGGAAGCCGGUUCCUGAGGACAGUGGGGUCUACAGCUGCCAGUGUGCUGAUCAGGUGACAUCUGCCACUGUGAAAAUCACUGCUCUCCCAGUAACCUUCAAGCAGAAGUUGAGGAACGUGCUGAUUGAGGAGGGAAACACUGCGGCUCUACGCUGUGAGCUGUCAAAGCCUGGUCACACCGUGGAGUGGAGGAUGAGCGGGAACGAACUCAUCAAGAGCGGAGAGAAAUAUCAAAUGAGGCAGAGGGACAUGCUAAUUGAACUGAGGAUCUUUGAUGUUACACCUGAGGACAGUGACAUCUACACAUGCAUCUGUGGAAGCAUAGAGACCACUGCAACGCUGACUGUUAACGCUCUUCCCAUCACCUUCAAGCAAAAGCUGAAGAACUUACAAGUGGAGGAAGGACACAGCAUCGAACUGUAUUGUGAGAUCUCUAAAGCGGGAGUACCAGUGGAGUGGAGGCUUGGGGGAGAUCUGCUGGAGAACGGAGAGAAGUACCAGAUUAAGCAGAGAGGCUCGGCCCUUGAGUUGAUCAUCAGAGAUGCUGAUCCAGAGGACAGCGGGGUCUACACCUGCGUGUGUAGAGAGCAGAGGACAAAGGCCACCGUUAAAGUUAUUGCUGUUCCCGCCACAUUUAAAGUAGGUCUGAAGAGCCAGGAGGCUGAAGAAGGGAACAGUUUGACUUUACGCUGUGAACUGUCUAAAAAGGGAGUCCCGGUGCAGUGGCAGAGAGACACUCAGAUGGUAUCUGAGCAGUUAUAUCGGGGGAAGUAUCAGACACAGCAAGAAGGAAAGACAGCGCAGAUGACCAUUCUCAACGUCCAACCAGAAGAUGCAGGGAAGUACAGCUGCAUCACAGGAGAUCAGAAAACUGCAGCUGAAGUCAAAGUGAAACCACUCCCCGUGACUUUCAAACGAGAGCUCCAGCGCCUGGUGGUGAAGGAAGGGGAGAGUGGAGUUUUCUGCUGUGAGCUCUCCAAACCCGGAGCUCCAGUGGAGUGGAAGAAAGGCAGAGCGAUCCUUAAGCCUGGAGACAAAUAUGAGAUGAAGCAGGAGGGACCUUUCACUAAACUGAUCAUCAACAACGUAGAGGAGAGCGAUGCUGGCAAAUAUAUCUGCAAGACUAAAGACAGCCAAUCGACAGCUGAGCUCACUGUCCAAGAUUUACCACCGAGUUUUAAAAUGCCACUAGUCAACCAGGAGGUGACGGAGGGCAACAGUUUGGUUCUGCGCUGUGAGCUCAACAAACCUGCCCCUUCAGUGGAGUGGAGGAGAGGAGGAGAACUGCUGAAAAACGGAGACAAAUACCAGAUGAGGAAGAAGGAUCUGCAGGUGGAGAUGAAGAUUACGGACCUCAGUCUGGAUGACACUGGAGAUUACACCUGUAUAUGUGGAGAAAAAAGUACAAAAGCUAGGAUCGUUGUGAAUGAGCGGCCCAUCAGAUUCCUUCAAGAACUGAGGAAUAUUCAGGUGCAGGAAGGCAAUGGAGUGACACUGUGCUGUGAGCUCUCCAAACCCGGCACUCCAGUGCAGUGGAAGAAGGGAGACAACGUGUUGACCAACGGAGAGAAAUACCAGAUGAAGCAGAGCGGCUCCAACUUGGAGCUCCUCAUCAGAAAAAGCCAGCCCGAGGACAGCGGCACAUACAUCUGUGUUUGUGAUGACAUAAAAACUACGGCCACUGUCAUCAUCACUGCGAUCCCGGUAACCUUCAAGCAAAAGUUAAAGAACCAGGAAGCCGUUGAGGAGGGCAGCGUGACACUACGCUGUGAGCUUUCUAAACCAGGAGUCCCAGUAGAGUGGAGGAAAGACGCUCAACUUCUGAAGGAGGGAGAAAAAUAUCAGAUGAAACAGGAGGGCAGGAUGGCUGAGUUGCUGAUCAGAAAUUUGACUCUAGCAGAUUUGGGGGAGUACAGCUGUUUUGUUGGCACUGUUGUGACCUCAGCUGACAUCAAAGUUAGAGCAAUUCCUGUAACAUUUAAACAAGAGCUGGAGGAUUUGGAGGUGAAGGAAGGGGACAGUGGAGUUUUCUGCUGUGAGCUCUCCAAACCUGGAGCACCAGUGGACUGGAGGAAAGGCAGAGUCAUCCUAAAACCUGGAUACAAAUAUGAGAUGAAACAGGAGGGACGUCUCACUAAACUGAUCAUCAACAACAUGGAGGAGAGCGAUGCUGGGAAAUACACCUGCAAGACUAAGGACACCCAAUCAACUGCUGAGCUCACCGUCAAAGCUCCUCCCAUCACAUUCAAGACAAAGUUAAAGAACCAGCAGGUGGAGGAGGAGAACAGCGUGACGUUGAACUGUGAGCUGUCAAAGCCCGGCCUUGCUGUGGAGUGGAGGAAAGGACAAGAGCAGCUGAAGAAUAAUUUUAAGUACCAGAUAAAAAAUCGGAACAGCAGCAUGGAGCUGACCAUCAAAAACACGCAGCUGGAAGACAGUGGACUAUAUAGCUGUUUCUGCGGAGACGUCAAGACCACAGCCAACAUCACCAUUACACCCAUCCCCCUCACCUUUAAAAUGGGUCUAAAGAACCAGGAGGCCCCCGAAGGAGGCAACGUGUCCCUUCGCUGUGAGCUGUCCAGGGCCGGGGUGCCUGUGCAGUGGUGGAAGGCGGAGGACCAGCUCCAUCAUGGGGGCAGAUAUCAGAUGACGCUGAAGGGGAAGACAGCUGAGAUGCACAUCAAAAACGUCCAGCCCGAGGAUGUCGGGGAGUACAGCUGUGUCUUGGGAGAACAGAAGACAACGGCUGAAGUCAACGUGAGAGCGGCGGCAUCAGUGUUCUUUGAAAAGGAACUGGAGAGCCAAGCGGUGAUGGAGGGUAAAUCUGUGCUGCUGUCUUGUGAAGUUUCCAGUGCUAAUGUCCCUGUCACUUGGAAGAAGGACAACACGGCAGUGGAAGAAGGGGGGCGAUACAUUUUAAAGAAAAAAGGCCCCACACACACACUAGAGAUCAAGAAACUUCAACUGGAGGAUGCUGGAGAGUACUGCUGUAUCACCAGAGGCAAGAAGACCACUGCCAAGCUGAUCGUGAGGGAGCGUGUGCGGAUUGUCACAGAGCUGCAAGGUAUAACAGUGACGGCGGGUGAGGACGCGGUCUUUGUGUGUGAGCUGAGCCAUGCGGACGUGUGUGAGGGUGUCUGGUGGCUCGGCUCCAGCCCUCUGCAGAAGAACGAGAUGAACCAGAUGACGUGGCAGGGUCGCCAGCACCGACUGGUCCUCACCAUGACAACCCCCGAAGAGACGGGCAUUGUGGCAUUUGUGGUUGGGGAGGAGAGGACCUCUGCACGAUUGCUGGUUGUCCCUAAGGCCAAAGUUUUAUUUGAGGAGAAGCCUAAAGACGUCGUGAUCAUGGAAGGAGAGACGGCCACUUUGUCCUGCACAACCUCUGAUUUCACCUCGCUGGUUACGUGGAGGCGCAACCACAUCCCCCUUCAAAACGGUGAUAGAUAUGAGAUACGCAAGGAGGGAAAAGUCAACCUAUUGCUAAUCCGUGAUGUGGAUCCCCUGGAUACUGGCACAUACACCUGUGAUACAGGAGAUGUGCAGAGUAAUGCCAAACUUACUGUAACAGAGCUCCCACCAUUCUUCCAAGAAGAACUGCAAAAUGUGGAAGUUGAGGAGGGAGGUUCAGCCUCUCUGUACUGUGAGCUGUCCAAACUUGGAGUGCCGAUUCAAUGGAUGAAGAACAGGCUGCCAAUAAGAGCCAGCAGAAAGUACGAGAUCAGGCAGGAUGGCUGCCUCCUCCAGUUAAACAUCAAGGAGCUUAAACUUGAGGACAGCUGCAAUUACACAUGUCAAGCAGGAAGUGCAGAGACCACUGCUACUGUGACAGUGAAAGAGCUCCCUCCAUUCUUCAAGAGAGAAUUAAGAAGUGUAGAGGCUGAAGAGGGAGGUACAGCCUCUCUGUGCUGUGAGCUGUCUAAAGCUGGAGUGUCGGUACAAUGGAAGAAGAACAGGCUGCCACUGAGAGCCAGGGGGAAGUAUGAGAUGAAACAGGAUGGCUGCCUCCUGCAGCUCCACAUCAAUGAUCUCAAACCCGAGGACAGUGGCAGCUACACGUGUCAAGCAGAGAGUGCUGAGACCACUGCUACUGUGUCGGUGAAAGAGCUCCCAGCAUUUUUCAAAGAAGGAUUGCAGAAUGUGAAGGCUAAAGAGGGAGGUACAGCCUCCCUGUGUUGUGAGCUGUCGAAGCCGGGCGUACCAGUACAAUGGAAGAAGAACAAGCUGCCACUGAGAGCCGGUAGGAAGUAUGAGAUGAAGCAAGAUGACUGCCUCCUUCAGCUGCACAUCAAGGAUCUCAAACCUGAAGACAGUGGAAGCUACUCAUGUCAAGCACAAAGUGCAGAAACAACUGCUACUGUGUCUGUAAAAGAACUCCCCCCAUUUUUCAAAGAAGAAUUGCAGAACAUGAAGGUGGAGGAGGGAGGUGCAGCCUCUCUGUGCUGUGAGCUGUCUAAAGAUGGAGUGUUGGUACAGUGGAAGAAGAACAAGCUGCCACUGAGAGCCGGCAGGAAGUAUGAGAUGAUAGAAGAUGGCUGCCUCCUCCAGCUCCACAUCAAGGAUCUCAAACCUGAGGACAGCGGCAGCUACACAUGUCAAGCAGAAAGUGCUGAGACCACUGCUACUGUGACAGUGAAAGAGCUCCCUGCAUUCUUUAAGAAAGACUUGGUAGGUGUGGAGGCUGAGGAGGGAGGUGCAGCCUCUCUGUGCUGUGAGGUGUCAAAGCCUCAAGUAUCAGCGCAAUGGAGGAAGAACAAGCUGCCACUGAGAGCCAGCAGGAAGUAUGAGAUGAAGCAGGAUGGCUGCCUCCUCCAGCUGCACAUCAAGGAUCUCAAACCUGAGGACAGCGGCAGCUACACAUGUCAAGCAGAAAGUGCAGAGACCACUUCAACGUUGACAGUGAAAGAGCUUAUACCAUUCUUCAAAAAAGAAUUACAAAGUGCGGAGGCUGAAGAGGGAGGUAAAGCCUCUCUGUGCUGUGAGCUGUCCAAAGCUGGAGUGUCAGUACAAUGGAAGAAGAACAAGCUGCCACUGAGAGCGAACAGAAAGUAUGAGAUGAAACAGGAUGGCUGUCUCCUGCAGCUCCACAUCAAGGAUCUCAAACCUGAGGACAGCGGCAGCUACACAUGUCAAGCAGAGAGUGCAGAGACAACUGCUACUGUGACAGUGAAAGAGCUCCCACCAUUCUUCAAGAAAGACUUACUAAAUGUAAAGGCUGAAGAGGGAGGUGCAGCCUCUCUGUGCUGCGAGCUGUCUAAAGCUGGAGUGUCGGUACAAUGGAGGAAGGACAAGCUGCCACUGAGAGCGAACAGAAAGUAUGACAUGAAGCAAGAUGGCUGCCUCCUCCAGUUCCACAUCAAGGAUCUCAAACCUGAAGACAGUGGCCGCUACACUUGUCAAGCAGGAAGUGCAGAGACCACUGCUACUGUGACAGUGAACGAGCUCCCAAUAUUCUUCAAGGAAGACUUAGAAAGUGUGGAGGCUGUAGAGGGAGGUAGAGCCUCUCUAUACUGUGAACUGUCUAAGCCUGGAGAGUCAGUGCAAUGGAGCAAAAACAGGAUCCCACUAAGAGCCAGCAGGAAGUAUGAGAUGAAGCAGGAUGGUUGCAUCCAUCAGCUGCACAUCAAGGAUCUCAAACCUGAAGACAGUGGCAGCUACACGUGUCUAGCAGGAAAUGCUGAGACCACUGCUACUGUGACAGUGAAAGAGCUCCCACCAUUCUUCAAGAAAGACUUACUAAAUGUAAAGGCUGAAGAGGGAGGUGCAGCCUCUCUGUGCUGUGAGCUGUCUAAAGCUGGAGUGUCAGUACAAUGGAAGAAGGACAAGCUGCCACUGAGAGCGAACAGGAAGUAUGACAUGAAGCAAGAUGGCUGCCUCCUCCAGCUGCAUAUAAAGGAGCUCAAACCUGAAGACAGCGGCAGAUACACAUGUCAAGCAGGAAAUGCAGAGACCACUGCUACUGUGACAGUGAACGAGCUCCCACCAUUCUUCAAGGAAGACUUAGAAAGUGUGGCGGCUGUAGAGGGAGGUACAGCCUCUCUGUACUGUGAGCUGUCUAAGCCUGGAGAGUCAGUGCAAUGGAGCAAAAACAGGAUCCCACUAAGAGCCAGCAGGAAGUACGAGAUGAAGCAGGAUGGCUGCCUCCAUCAGCUGCACAUCAAGGAUCUCAAACUUGAGGACAGUGACAGCUACACGUGUCAAGCAGGAAGUGCAGAGACCACUGCUACUGUAUUGGUGAAAGAUGAAACUUUCUCAGAGGCUUUGACUGAGAUACCCUGGAACCACAGCAAUGUCCAGCCCCCUGUCACUUCUGUUGAGGAGUUGUCCCAACCCGCUAAUCUUCCUCCAAUUAUUGACCCCCAGAAGGUACAACCUCAAAAUGAAGCUACACAGGAGAUUGACAUCAGCGUUGAGGAUGAACCAGAAAUGCAAGAGGCUGCAGUCAAGAUCCAGGCUGCCUUCAAAGGCUACAAAACCCGCAAAGACAUGCGACCUGUCUUUAAAGAGGUGUUUAAAAACCAGAGUGCAGAUCUUCAUGGUACGGUCACUCUAGUGUGUGUUGUAGAGGGAAAACCCAGCACAGCACGCUGGCUGAGAAACGGCCAACAAAUCAUUAAUGACUUGCGAUGCUGCAUUAAGACUACAGAGAACGGUGUGUGCACACUGGUGAUCAAAAACCUGACUCCCAUUGACAGUGGAAUCUACACAUGUGAGGUGGUGAAUAAGUUUGGUAUGACCUCCUACAAUGGAAACAUAACAGUAGUAGAGCCUCAGAAGCCCAUCCCGAUAGUCCAGAAGCCUCUACACCCACCGCUUGCAGCCAUAACUCCUCUGCAACUCGCCCAGCCAAAGCCUGAGGCCCAGGCCAAAACACAGACUCCGGAUCAGACUCAAACCCAGACACCCACUUCAGCUACAGAUACUACGAACUAUGUAGAAAAUGUGAGUGUCUCCCUGUGGGAGGCAUACAACAUGACCGAGCAGGACACUCAGAUGCCAAGCCUACAAGAGAGGAGAGGAUCCUCAGUCAUUGCCGCCAGCUCCAUGUCAAGUCCCUCGGAUUAUGACACAGCUCCGGAUAUGAUGGAGCCUGAUGGAACUGGCCCAGCUGUACCAAGUCCAAUCACUGGAAAUAUGGAAAGUUUUGUUCUGAAGGAGGGCCAGUUUGUAGAGGUCCUGGACUAUGUUCACCCUGACCGGUGGCUGGUGAGAACCAAACCCACCAAAACCAACCCUGCUCGACAGGGAUGGGUGUGUCCAGCCUACUUGGAGAAGAAGAGGAAGGAGACCUUCCCGCAACUGAGAGCCCCUCCAGAGGAACUUGAUGGAAUUGGGUCUACAGGAGAGGAGUACAGGAGAGCUCUGAGCCAACUGAUCCAAGGCCUGAUUGAUGGAGAGGAGGAGUUUGUAAAGGAGAUAAAGAUGUUCACCUCUCAUCAGCUAAAUUAUUUGGACUCUAGCCGCCACGUCCCCAUUAACAUCCUCAACCAGAAAGAGAUCAUUUUCAGGAAUAUCAAGGACAUUGUGUUUCUGCAUGAGAGGUCCAUCCUUCCCGGGCUGAGAGAAUGUGCCACAGACGACGACGUGGCCAUGCAUCUGAUCAAACACGCUGAGGGCUUUGAGAAAUAUCUUCACUACAUGGUGGGACAAGCGCAAGCAGAGGCCUGCGUCACUGACAAGGCUGUCCAACAGUACUUCAAAGUAUUCACAAAAUCAUUACCGGAUACUGGUAAACCUGACGCACCUUUGAUGGAUGUUCUAACCUUCCUCCAGCGACCCGUGGAAAGGAUUCAAACCUACCAGGCUUUACUGAAGGAGCUGAUCAAGAACAAAGCCAAAAGUGGCCAGAGCUGCUGUCUUUUGGAGGAUACCUUCUCCAUGGUGUCCUGUCUGCCCUGGAGGUCUGACAACCUGCACCAGGUGUCCCUCAUUGAGAACUACCCAGCUCCUCUGAUCGCUCUUGGCGAGCCUGUGCGACAGGGAGUCUUCACAGUGUGGGAGGAAUCUCCAGAAAUCAAGACGGCCUCUAGAGGGCAUCAAAGACAAGUGUUUCUCUUCAAGGAAUGCAUUGUACUGUGUAAACUGAAAAGAGACACCAGUAUGAACAGUGACACCUACACCUUCAAGAACAAAAUGAAGCUGAAUGAUGUGGAAAUAAAGGAGACGGUGGGUGCAGAUGAAAAGUCUUGGGGGUUGUGGCAUGAGCACAGGGGUUCAGUGCGGAGGUACACCCUGCAGGGCCGCUCCACCAUGGUGAAGCUCUCCUGGCUCAAAGACCUGAAGGAGCUACAGCAACGUUCCAGCCUGCCCACUAACAACCCACCAGUGUUUGAGUCACUGUUGUCUGACUGCACAACAAAGAUAGGAGAGACAAUCAAACUGACCUGUAAGGUCACAGGAUCUCCAAAACCAGUGGUCAGCUGGCUCAAAGACGGCCUUCCUUUAGAGGACGACCCCCGUCACAUCAUCACAGCAGACCGGUCAGGUACCUGCAGUCUGAUCCUGGACAGUGUGACUGCAGAGGACUCUGGACAGUACGCCUGCUAUGCUACCAGCUCCAUGGGCAGUGCUGGUACUCUGGCUAAGGUUGUGGUGCGCGCUCCACCCAGAUUUGUGAGUCGGCUGGAGAGUGCUUGUCUGAUAGAAGGAGAGGAUAUACAGUUUACCUGCUCCACACUUACUACUCCUUUACCGCGAAUCAGGUGGUUGAAAGAUGGAAGAGAGUUGACUGACCAGCAAAAAUACUUCAUCCUGAAUGAUGCUCGGAGUGGAAUCUUGUGUUUGACGGUCAUCAGUUCAACCGAGGCAGAUAUUGGACAGUAUGAGUGCGAGCUUUCGAAUGAGUUUGGCUGCAUCAAGUGCAAAGCAGGGCUGUGUCCCGCUUAUGUGCCAACGAUCGACAUCGAGGAUGACCAACCACAGGACUUGCCUCCUAAAGGUAGGACAGCCAGAGCCCCUGAAGAUGCAGACUCAGAGGGUUGGUCAACUGCGUUUGUCAAGAAAUGGCUGCAGACUGAUUUCAGCCCCACCUCUAUUGCUAAGAUGCUCUUCCCUCCUGGACACCCCGAACAAGCUGAAUGUAGCACUGGAGAUGCUGUUCCUGCCUCGACCUCCAUGGAUCAGGUGGCACAGCAGCCUCUGUGUUACCUGGAGGAAGAAGAGGAGAUCUACAUCUCUGAACAAAUGCAGGAAAUUACAGAUGCUCCUCCCUCCAUCCAGGUAUCCACCGAGGACCUGUGUGUAGAGCCUGGCCAACCAGCCACAUUUACUGCCAUCAUUACAGGAAGACCAACUCCUAAUAUACAGUGGUACAAGGAUGGACAGGAGUUUGCAGCCAAUGAGAAUGUGGAGAUAUCACAGCAUGGAGCCCGCUGCUCAGUGACCAUAGUUUGCCCCGAAGGUGAGGACAGCGGCAUAUACACCUGCUUCGCCUACAAUGACUCCGGCCAUGCCUCAUGCCAGGCUGAGCUGACAGUGGAGGAAGGUCCAAUGGAGUGUCAGGAGAGAGAGGUGGAGCUGGGGAAGAGAAGGAAGUUAUUCUCCGUCUAUGACGUCCAUGAGGAAAUUGGAAGGGGAACCUUUGGGGUAGUGAAGCGUGUAGUCCACAGACGAACCGGUGAGGUGUUUGCUGCCAAGUUCCUGCCUCUGCGGAGCAGCACUCGGACCAGGUCCUUCCAGGAGAGGGACUUGCUAUCCCGUCUGGCUCACCCCAGAGUGGCCUGUCUGCUGGACUUCUUUUGUACCAGACGCACUCUGGUGCUGAUCACAGAAAUCUGCUGUUCUCAUGGACUACUGGACCAUUUAUUACUGAAAGGAUCAGUUCCAGAGAAAGAGAUCCAGUCAUACAUCCAGCAAAUCCUUGAAGGAGUUGGUCACAUUCACAGCAUGAACAUGUUGCACCUGGACAUUAAACCUGAUAAUAUCCUAAUGGUGUAUCCGCCGAGAGACGAGAUCAAGAUCUGUGACUUUGGCUUCUGCCAAGAAAUAGACACAUCCAGACACCAAUACAGCAUGUUUGGUACACCAGAGUUUGUUGCGCCGGAGAUUGUUCACCAAGAACCAGUCACUGUGGCCACUGAUAUUUGGUCUGUAGGUGUUUUAGCCUAUACAUGUUUGGUGUGCCGAUGCCCUUUCGUGGGUGAGACGGACCGUGCCACACUGCUAAAGGUGGGGGAGGGAACCCUAAACUGGGACGCCCCUGACGUCAGGAACAGGAGCCCUGAAGCCCAGAACUUUCUCCACAUGCUCCUUCAGCCAGAUCCUGAGAAGCGACCAUCUGCCUUUGAAUGCUUGAGCCACGAAUGGCUCCAGGACGAACAUGCAGGUGAAGAUACGGAUGAAAUCAACACAAAGACUUUGAAAAUCUUCAUCUCAAAAAGGAAAUGGCAGCGUUCUCUGACUUGCAUCGGGUCAGUUCUCACGUUGAGGCACAUUCCUGAGCUGCUGGACGCUCCUCUCAGAGAGACUGCAGUGACGGUGCCCCGCGAGGCCCGGGAACACAGCAGCACCUCUCCGAGCAGCGGCUCCUCUUCGGAGUACGAUGAAGCUGACUCCUUGGACUUUUUCCAGUACUGCAGCCCUACCGAGGAGGAGGAAGACACUGAGGAGGAAUUUGAUCCUUUAACGGAGAGAGCGCAGAUCCCUGAGCCCGAACUCCACCUUGAUGCAGAAGAGGAGGAAAUGACAUUAGGGGAGGAAGAGGACGGGGAGCUGCUGGGAAGGAGGAGUGUACUAGAGCGUAGUAUGAGUAGGCAGUCAGUUGCGUCCAGAGACAGUAGUCAGUCUCUCUACCUGUCUGAUGGAGAUGAGGGUUCAGGGAGUGAUGGAGGUCGUAUCCCUCGCGGCAGCGUCAUCCGAAGCACUUUCUACAGCACCUCUCAUCAGCUCUCACCCAUGUCCGCCAGACACAUGACAUUACGGGACAAAUUCCAGGCCAAAAAACAGGAGAGAGGUCGCAAGCCACUCCGGAGAAGCUUUUCAGGACGUCUCAACGAGCCUCUUAUUGAAUAUGUGGAGGAUGAGACGGAGACCAAUCGUGGCCAGAGACGGGGAUCCGUCCAGCCUACAAUGCAGAAGUCCUGUUCCUUUGACAGUGGUGUUGGCCUCGCCCACACCAACGUACCCCCUCACAGGAGGAGCAGGUCUCUUGAUGAGUAUUCUCGGCGAUCUCCCGGCUCACCCAAGCGCACAAUGUCAGGUGAGGAAGAAGGCUCUCAAAGUCUGAAGGAAGAUUUGACAGAUGAUGAAGUGGCGGGGAGAAACUUGUUAGCCAUCCCGAGCCCACGACGACCAACAAGAAGAAGAGGCUCUGUCGCUCCGACGCAAGGGGCCGGCAUGCUGGGUGGAUCAUCUGUUCCCUCAAGCCUCCUUGCUGGAAACAGAGUUAGCCCGAGGCUGGAUCAGGAGCAGGCAUUGGGCAACACCUUGGCUGGUUCACAGGGGUCUCUGGCUGAGUCGUCUAUUUUGGAGCAUGGUGGCUCUGAGUCUUCAAGUAGACUCGGCUCUUAUGAGGAGCUGAGUCAUGGUCAUCUAAGAGGGAGAUCCAGAUCAGGAGAGAGUGAAGGGUAUGAUGAUCGAGGGGAGCCUCUGAUUUCAGCAUCCCCAUGCUCAUUCCAAGAAGUUAAACCUAGGAACUUGUAUCCCCAGGCACCGCCGCGUAACCGCACCCGCUCAAACCCCAAUUUAUCCGCAAACAGCAGAGGUCAGCCGGGGACAUCGCUUCCAGCGAGCCCUAGUCCCAGCCUCUCUUCUCUGCAGGCUCCAGAGAGGCCUCCCAGAGCCAGGGACAAGAAGGAGGGAUGUGGCCUCCAAAGGCAUGCAUCCGCUCCAGCACUCGAAGCCCUAGAAGCCCGGCCACCGACAGGAAAGUCACCCAAACUGGGAUUGCUGAAGAUCUUCCGCAGGCAGUCCUGGACCGGCCAUUCAUACUCCCAGCUGGACAACACAGAGUUAGGUCCCACACUAGGAGAGAUCAUGAAGCCAGAUACUCCCACCAUGUCCCUGAGGAAGAAAAUGAGAGCUUCAGCCUCCAGCUUGACCAAGCUGUUUUCCAGGUCUUCGAGUAAGGAGGAUGUGAGUAAAGGAGGCACAAUAGUAAAGGGAUCAGCUCCCAUUCCACCUGAAAGACAGCAUAGAACUGCGCCCGAGAGUCCAAAAAAGAGGAUCUCCAAACUAUUACCUUCUUUUAAAAUACCUGCCUUCAAAAAGGCAAAAGAUCUGCUGGUCCGUCCCAACAAGGCUGAAGUGCUCCAGUUAGAUGGAGGCGGAGUCCUGCUGGUUUGGAAACCUGUCCAGUCCAGUGACCCUGUCACCUACUGUGUGCAGUACUGUACAGCAGGUGCGGAGUGGACGGUCCUGUCGGAGGAGGUGACUGAAAGCUGCUACGUGGUAAAGGAUUUACCCAGAGGAGCCUCUUAUGUGUUCAGGAUUGGUUGCAUCACCAAAACAGGAGCAGGACCUUUCAGUGACGCUUCAGCACCGGUUGUCAUGGCUACUCAUCCUGAAGAAAUUCACAUUCCUCUGAUCCAGACUGAGUCACUGGGGUCAAAGGUCCCUGGGUCAGAGCGACAGACAGCACACAGGAACUAUAAUUUCCUCUCUGAGAUCAACAGGGGGCGUUUCAGCGUAGUCAGCCUGUGUAGGGAUGCUGAGACCAGCCAAGUGUUUGUUGCCAAGAUCACCCCUUACCAGGCAGAGCAGAGACAGUUGGUGCUGAGGGAGUACCAGCUGCUGAAGAGGCUUCAUCAUCCUCACCUGGUGCAGCUGGAAACCGCCUAUUUCACCUCCUGCUACGUGGUGUUAGUGGAGGAGCUCUGUCCCGGCAAGGAGCUGCUCUACAGUCUGGCAUCGAGAGAUCUGUACGCAGAGACUCAAGUCGCUGAGUUGCUGGUUCAGAUCCUGAGUGCGGUUGACUACCUACACAGUCGUCGGGUCGUCCACCUGGACCUGAAGUCCGACAACAUGCUGGUGGAUGACUGUAACCACCUGAAGAUAGUCGACUUGGGCUCGGCUCAGUCCUUCACGCCCGGUCAGCCUCUCAACGUCGAGCACAUCCAUGGCCUAUCGGAGAGCAAAGUUUAUAUUGUCCUUCCUAAAGCUCCGGAAAUCCUGGAAGGUCAGGGUGUUGGGCCUGAAACUGACGUUUGGGCUAUUGGAUAUCUGUCUUUCAUCAUGUUGAGUGCUGACAGCCCGUUCCAUGCAGAGCACGGCUGGGAGCAAGACAGGAACAUCAAGAAAGGGAAGAUCCAGUUUGGACGCUGUUACCCCGGUCUGUCAGAGGGGGCAUUAAACUUCAUGAAGAGCAGCCUGAAUAACAAAUCCUGGGGGAGACCCACUGCGGCCGAGUGUCUCCAGAACCCAUGGCUGCGUGCCCAUCGUCCCCCACACAAAGGCCGACACUCCAAAGUGUGUUUCUCCACGGACAAGCUUAAAGAUCACCUCAAGCAGAAGGAGGAGAAACGAGACUUGGUCCGCACCAAGCUCCAAGGUCCCUUCUUCCAGUGA